GGGUGGGAGACUGGACGUGUGUGGAGGCAGUUCGUAAGACUACGUAGGCCUACAAAGUGCAACAAGUGCAGACCAAGUGUGAAACAGCCCUCUGGUCAACAUGCGUCUCCUGUUUGCCUGUGCUCUUCUGGUGCUCUGCGUCAGCUCAGGUGACGCCCUGACGUGCAACUUCUGCAUGAGCAGGUCGGACUCCUGCGUGCCCACGACCCAGACGUGCCCGCCGUACCUGGAUGCCUGUGCCAGCGUGCUGUUCCUCUCCCCGCACCUGGGCGUCUCCCGUAGCUGCAUGAACAUGGCGACCUGCCAGAACUACCAACAUAUGCCUGGCGUAGCCGCCACAUGCUGCAGCACAGACAACUGCAACUGAAGAGGAGGACUGGAGAAUAGAGAAGAGAAGAGAAGUGAAGAGAAGAGAAGAGAAGAGAAG
This is a messenger RNA of Engraulis encrasicolus (European anchovy), 427 nucleotides long. Its product is annotated as alpha-elapitoxin-As2a-like. Bases 101 to 367 code for a protein of 88 amino acids. The record is from RefSeq and is a predicted model, not a curated record. The transcript has 3 exons. NCBI's taxonomy places the organism in Eukaryota, Metazoa, Chordata, Actinopteri, Clupeiformes, Engraulidae.